AUGAUUCAAGAAUUUGGUUUGAACACCGAACAGGCCAGGGCUUUCUCGCUGAUAGCUAAUCAUUCCAUUCAAAGUUGUGGUGAUUCUCUGCACAUGUUCUUAGGAGGUCCAGGUGGCACUGGCAAAUCACACGUAAUUACUGCCAUCCAGGAAUAUUUCAAAUGCCGUAAUGAAGGCAAUCGUUUUCGACUUGUGUCGUAUAUGGGUGUAGCUGCUCGCAAUAUAUCUGGAAUGACAUUACAUUCAGCUCUUCUUUUAAAUCAGCGAAGA
Molecule: messenger RNA, 270 nt
Organism: Suillus paluster
Lineage: Eukaryota; Fungi; Basidiomycota; Agaricomycetes; Boletales; Suillaceae
Exons: 1
Biological process (GO): telomere maintenance; DNA repair
Molecular function (GO): DNA helicase activity
Source: RefSeq, a predicted model, not a curated record